Molecule: messenger RNA, 336 nt
Organism: Diaporthe citri
Lineage: Eukaryota; Fungi; Ascomycota; Sordariomycetes; Diaporthales; Diaporthaceae
Exons: 2
Coding region: 1-336 (111 amino acids)
Source: RefSeq, a predicted model, not a curated record
AUGAACUCUACGUCUCGUGCACCAGCCCCAGCGCCGCUAUACACGCUGGGCUUCGGCCGCAACACAUCAACGUCUCCGACGUCUCCCACAUCCCAAAGCACACCGCGAUCAGCCACAACAACAGACGGCUGGGCCAUCCGGGGCGUCAUGGACAGGAAGGACUCGUCAAACUCGGUGUCCUCGACCAUGUCGUCGGCCUCGGCAGCCUCCAUCCCCAGGAGGAAGAAGGUGUCGUCACCGUCGUCCAGCAACGUCAACCAGUACACGCACUGCGGCAGACACACGGACCAGUACCUGUUUAGCGGCUGGUCCAAGGUCUUCAACAGGAAGAACUAA